GAAAACAACAGAAAAGAAAAACAUUUUCAAUUUUAUUCAUUCACAUUAAAUUUAAUGGCAUCAUAAAAUGACUAAUUUUCCAUUCAUACAUUCAUUCAUUGUUGCAUUUUGAAUUUGAUUACAGUUGGUUCGCGUUUCCGUUACCAUCAUUUCCGAAUCGAAUCAAAUUUGAUAGAUUUGUCGAUCAAACAAACAAACAAACAAACAAAAAAAUUAAGACGAAUCAGCCGUUUUUUAACCAGUGUAAUAUCCGUUUGUAAGUCUAUGAUGAUUAUGUUAAAUGUGUUGAUUAUAUGACAUAUUGAUUAUAUUUUAUCAUUAUGAUGAUUGUAUCAUAAGGCUGCACUUGAACGAUAUGUUUGUUCUGAGAUCAUUUUUUUUCUAUCUUAUGUGUUUAUAUAUAAAAUUAAAAAAUGUUUGCCCAUAUAUUGAUUAUUUAUCAUUUUGGUGAAAACAUGAACAUGAAUGGAUUUGAACAUUUAAAGUUUAUCGAUAGUUGAGGUAUUUAUAUCUUGUUCACGUAGCCGUUUUUUAAAUCAUCUUUUUUUCUGUUAGUUGUUGAAUAUUGAUGAUGUUGUUUAACGAUAAUGUUGUUUUGCCAUUUUUGAAACGAAAUUUCAUUCGUAUUCGAUUGAUCAAAGACUUUCAUUGUAUUUGCUUUAAUUCAAUUAUAUUAUUGACUGAAUGAACAUCAUCAUAAAAAAAAUGAAGUACGUGUUCAAUUUGGUUUUUUUCCUAUGUUCUCUGAUGGUUGUUUUGACUAAUUGUUCCAAAAACAAUAAUACAACAACAACAACAACAACAACUUCAACAAAAAUAAUAGCCACAACGGCUAAAACAACAACAACAAUUAUAUCUGUCGAUGAGCUUGUCGAUCAAAUCAUUAAAAAUCAAAGUAAUAUUACUGUUUUACCGAAUCGUAUUGGAGAAAAUUACACCAUAGAAGAUGAUCGUGAUAUAAAUCCUGAUCUGAUCAAUGUUUUAAGUUUUUUGCCACCUGAUUUUAUGAAUGCUCAAUUACGUCGAAAUGGUGGCUAUAUUGUUCACAUUUUAAUAUUCUGUUAUCUAUGUUUUGUUUUAACAUUGGUCAUUGAUUCAUAUUUUGUACCAUCAUUACAAAUGUUUAGCCAUGUUUAUGGAUUAUCACCAAAUAUUGUUGGUUCAACAUUAAUGGUAUUAGGAACAUCAUCACCGGAAUUGUUCACUUCAAUAAUUUCCGUGUUUAUUGGUGGAAAAUCAAUCGUUACCGGUGCAAUUGUCGUAUCAAGCCUAUUCAAUUUAUUGGCUAUUCCAGGAAUAUGUGGCCUAAUGGUAUUGACACCAAGAACAUUUACAUUUAUACGUAUAAAUGCAUGGCCAGUACGCCGUGAAAUUGUCUUUUAUUCGAUUACAAUUGUUGUAUUCAUUCUGAGCAUCAAAGAUGAUUCAAUUGAUUGUAUAGAGUCAUUGAUAUUUAUUUUCAUUUACACUGUUUAUAUGCUUUGUCUUUAUCUUUGGUCAAAUUUCGAGAUAAUUCAACAGCAACAAAAUCGACGAAAAUUUUUCCAUGCUCAGGACCGACCUUGGCUUAAAUAUACCCAUUAUCUACAACAAUCAAAAAUCAAUAUGAAACCUGCCAUGAAAAAAUUAACGAUUGCCAAUCCACAACAACCGUCCACAAGUGGUAGCCAAGAAAAUAAUAAUAAUGGUGGUGGAUCAACACUUUAUCGUGGAACUUUUCCACAAGAUAAAUAUCUAAAAUCGAUAUUGAUACCAUUUCAAUGGAUAUUUUCAAUAACAAUUCCAAGAGUUAAUCGACGAUCAUUCAUUGCAACAUAUAUACUUUCAAACAUUUGGAUUGUUGCUAUAACCUAUUUUCUUAUGUGGAUGAUAUCAAUCAUAAGCAAAGCUAUUCAUUUUACUCAUUCAAGUUCAGUGUUAACCAUGUUAGCACUUGGUAACAUAACCAAAAUGAUAUCUUCAAUCAUUGUCAUUAAACGAUUACAUUUAGUCGAUAUGGUAAUAUGUCAUGCAAUUGGUUCAAAUAUUUUCAACAUUCUUAUCUGUCUUGGAUUACCAUGGUUUCUAAAGAUUUUCAUAUUGACCGUGAAAGAAGGUACAACAUUGGAAAAAUUACAAGCCUAUACAAUUGAUAUUGAUUAUCGAUUAUUUGAAUAUGUUGCUAUAUCAUUAACAUUAUUAUUACUAAUAUUCAUAUUUAUAUUCUACUUAAGUAAUUGGAAAUUAUCAAUCAAAUCUAGCUAUUCAUUUACUAUUUUAUAUAUUUUUUUUCUUGUAUGUUUACUCAUAUUUGAUCAUUAUAUUUCGAUUGUAUAAAAUGGUAAUGAAUUUAAAAGUAAUAAUCAUCAUCAUUGUUCGUUUUUUUUAAACCAAUAUUUUUUUUAUAUA
Dermatophagoides farinae (American house dust mite) is the source of this 2388-nucleotide messenger RNA. Its product is annotated as sodium/potassium/calcium exchanger 5. Gene Ontology annotation, cellular component: plasma membrane. The record is from RefSeq and is a predicted model, not a curated record. Gene Ontology annotation, biological process: calcium ion transmembrane transport; intracellular calcium ion homeostasis. Gene Ontology annotation, molecular function: calcium, potassium:sodium antiporter activity; calcium channel activity. NCBI's taxonomy places the organism in Eukaryota, Metazoa, Arthropoda, Arachnida, Sarcoptiformes, Pyroglyphidae.